Molecule: messenger RNA, 1848 nt
Organism: Suillus fuscotomentosus
Lineage: Eukaryota; Fungi; Basidiomycota; Agaricomycetes; Boletales; Suillaceae
Product: GMC oxidoreductase-domain-containing protein
Exons: 16
Coding region: 1-1848 (615 amino acids)
Molecular function (GO): flavin adenine dinucleotide binding; oxidoreductase activity, acting on CH-OH group of donors
Source: RefSeq, a predicted model, not a curated record
AUGCCUCAUCCAAUCAUAUCAGAAUUUGAUAUUAUUUUUGCUGGGGGCGGUACCACAGCUUGUGUUGUCGCAGGCCGCCUGGCUGCAUGGGAUCCCUCGCUUAGUAUCUUAAUUCUCGAAGGAGGCCAACACACGCUCGAUCAAGCUGCGCAUGUGCAGCCUUACCGGUAUACAAGCCAUCAGGCGCCUACGAGUACCACCAUGACAUUCAACGUUGGAAAUCCAAGUCCACGUCUCAACGGCCGUGCUCCGAUCGUUCCAUGUGCACAUUGCAUUGGUGGAGGCUCGAGUGUGAAUGCUAUGUUUUACACUCGUGCGCCUGCCUCAGAUUUUGAUGACUGGGGAACCGAAGGGUGGGAAUCUAAGAACUUGCUCCCCCUCAUGAAGAAGCUGGAGACAUAUGAGGUGCAGCCCGAUCGCCCAACCCACGGGUACAGUGGACCUAUCAAAGUGUCUUCUGGUGGAUACAAACUAGGUGUCAGCGAAGAGUUCAUCCAUGUUGGCACAACGUAUCACAAGAGGCAACACGUCGAAGAUACUGAUGAUUUAGAAACGUGUAACACAUACAGUCCAUGGGCGAAGUACAUCGACGGGACAACCGGAAGACGUUCUGAUGCGGCCCAUCACUAUGUCUACAACCAAGCUCACAAUGCAAAUUUGCAAAUAUGGGUUGGCAAGCGCGUGAAGCGCGUAAUAUUCCAAGAUAAGCGUGCCGUAGGUGUCGAGUUCACCAGCGACCUAGUGUCUUGCCCAGAUGCGGGUCAGUCAUCAAGCAUCGUGAGAGCAUCAAAGCUUGUUGUUAUUUCUGCUGGGGCAUUCGGUUCGCCAGCCAUCCUCGAGAGGUCUGGGAUCGGCGCCGAAACCAUUCUGAAGCGGUGCAAUAUCGAGCAGCUGGUGAACUUGCCCGGCGUUGGAGAAAAUUAUCGAGAUCACAACGGUGUCUUUGUUCCAUACUUUGCUGCUGACGAAGCUAUUACUAUGGAUCCCCUCUGGCUUGGGAAGGAGAACGUUGUCCAGGAAAACCUGGCGCAAUGGAAAGUUGAUGGCAAGUCACUUAUUGCCCAAAAUGGCAGCGAUGCAAAAAUCAAAUGGCGUCCUGAUGACGACGAACUGAAAGCUAUGGGUUCAGCCUUUCAACCACGUUGGAAAGAGUUUUUCCAGGACCGCCCAGAUAAGGCUGUUGCAAUAUUUGCCCUCUGUGCAGGAACCGCUGGGUUACGCUUGCGUAUCCUUCCUCCUCGCAAUUACAUGGUUGCCUGCUGUUUUACACUGUACCCCGUGUCUGCCGGCAGCCUUCAUAUCAAAUUGGACGAGAACGGCCAGGAAGGAAUUGACUUCGAAACAGGUUACCUGGAUGAUCCAACCGAUAUUGUACCUCUUAACUUUGGGUACAAAAGGAUGCGCGAAAUCCUUCGACGCAUGCCUUCAUACAGGGGUGAAGUCCCCGCCGGCCACCCCCAUUUCCCAACGGGAAGCGCCGCAGUCUGCGGAGAAACGAUCGGACCAGUGGACUUGAAUGCGCCUGACUUAAUUUACACAGCAGAGGAUGACGAGGCGAUCGAUCGAUACCAUCGUAGUCGCAUGCAAACGACAUGGCAUUCGCUCGGAACUUGCGCCAUGAAGCCGAGGGCAGAUCAAGGGGUCAUUGACUCUCGGCUAAACGUGUACGGCGUGACAAACCUCAAAGUUGCGGAUAUGUCUAUUGCGCCGAAAAAUGUUGGCACAAACACAUAUUCGACAGCGCUUCUCAUUGGGGAGAAGGCUGCGAUGAUGAUUGCUGAUGACCUGGGUAUUGAAUGCAGACCAUGCAGUGAGUUGUCGUGGAAAAGUCCUCGAUCGCGUCUGUGA